AUGCUACCGAGUUCGGACAAUGUGCGCAGUGAAGGUCGUGCUUCUGACAAGGGUGGCGAUGAUAACGAACCCCAUAAUGACUUACUCGUCGGUGAAAAGACGGAAAAGCAAUUACAAACAGAGCACAAUGCGCUUGACUUGCAUUUCAUGGUUAAAUGGCUUGGAGAUGUUAAGUUCAUGCUGGGGAUGGAAGUCAAGCACGACCGAACUGAAGGAAAGCUUGUGAUCAGGCAAACACAGUUCAAUUUAGGACUACUGGAACAAUUCGGACAAGAUGCGAACAGUGUCCGAAAUCCCAAGAUUCGUCGUCAAUAUUCUGAUAAUACUCAUGCUCACUUGGACUCUAAGACCAAGAAUCGUGAAUUGAUUGGAUCAAUGUUGCAUAUCGUAAACGCAACACAUCCCGACAUUAGUAUUGCGCUGUCGAUACUAUCCCAGUAUCUGGAUGAUCCUCGUGAAAUGGAUUGCCGUGCUGCAAUUAGGGUCCUGCGUCACUUAGAAGCGAUUGGAAUUUGA
Molecule: messenger RNA, 516 nt
Organism: Plasmopara halstedii
Lineage: Eukaryota; Oomycota; Peronosporomycetes; Peronosporales; Peronosporaceae
Product: FOG: Transposon-encoded proteins with TYA, reverse transcriptase, integrase domains in various combinations
Exons: 3
Coding region: 1-516 (171 amino acids)
Source: RefSeq, a predicted model, not a curated record